CAAAAGUGACUAAGACACGAUCCCAAGAAGUAUUAAGGCCUCACGAAGAAGCCCGCCCAUAUGAAAAAAUAAUAGAAGCCCCAAUAAAUAAACUUCUACAAAAGGAAAGAACAAUUAGUGAACGGGAUCUACAAUCUGGAUAA
Molecule: messenger RNA, 143 nt
Organism: Racocetra persica
Lineage: Eukaryota; Fungi; Glomeromycota; Glomeromycetes; Diversisporales; Gigasporaceae
Source: the annotation of a GenBank genome assembly